This is a messenger RNA of Eimeria acervulina, 1338 nucleotides long. RefSeq lists its product as hypothetical. The coding region runs from base 1 to 1338 and encodes 445 amino acids. The transcript is spliced from 7 exons. Gene Ontology annotation, molecular function: transcription coregulator activity; ATP binding; zinc ion binding. NCBI's taxonomy places the organism in Eukaryota, Apicomplexa, Conoidasida, Eucoccidiorida, Eimeriidae. Gene Ontology annotation, biological process: nuclear-transcribed mRNA catabolic process, nonsense-mediated decay; regulation of transcription by RNA polymerase II. Gene Ontology annotation, cellular component: cytoplasm; SAGA complex. The record is from RefSeq and is a predicted model, not a curated record.
AUGGGGGGCGGCGGCCGACCCGCGCCAGCCGCAGCAGCAGCAACAGCAGCUGCUGCUGCAGCUGCUGCAGCAGCAACACCUGCAGCACCAGCAGCAUCAGCACCUGCAGCAGCAGCAGCGGACGAUGAAACAGCCACAAAGGACUCAGACUCGAAGAGAGAAGAUGCAGCGGAGGCCCACCAAGGCACCAACAGUAGCAGUAGCAGCAACUGUAGCAGCAGCAGCAGCAGCAGCAGUGCCAAUAGUAGUUGUAGCAGCAGCAGCAGCAUGGCGGACAGGGAUGAGGAUCAGCAGAAUGAUCAAAACCCACAGCAGCAGAAGCACCAGGUGCAGCAGCAGGCGCAGCUGCAGCAGGAGCAGCAACUGCAACAGCAGCUGCUGCUGCAGGAGCAGCAGCAGGAGCAGCAGCAGCAUCGGGGUUCGUUUGCAGAUGGAGAAGCAUUUCCUUCUCUAGAGGAACAAAACCGACAGCUGCAGGAGGCUCGAGCCUCGAUGCAGCAGCAGCAGGAGCGAAAGCGGCUGCAGCAGCAACAGCAAAAGCAGCAGCAGCAGCAGCAGCAAGAAGCUGAAGAAGCUGCAGCAGAUGCAGAAGACUUGACCGCUGCAGACGAUGCUUGCUGCAGCUACUGCGGUGUAUCGGGAGCUGAAGUAUUAAUGCGAUGUGAUGUCUGCUCUCGCUUUUUUUGUAAUUCUGCUGUCGGUAAAACCCGAAAAUCGGGGGCUCCUAGCCAUGUGCUGCAACAUGUUAUUCGCAGUAAACAUAGAGAAGCGUUGAGGUGUACGUACACCGCAGGAGAUACAAAGCUCGAAUGUUUUAUUUGCGGAGUUAAAAAUGUCCUGCAACUCGGGAUGCUCAUCUCAGAGGCGCAGAAUGUCGUCGUCAUUGUCUGCAGAGACCGGUGUUAUGCAAGCGGGGUAUUGGAGGAGAAUGGGUGGAAUCCGACGGAGUGGCAGCCCCUCAUUGACAACAAGGCAUUGGCUUCGUGGCUCGCUAGGCCUUUGACGAAUGCUGAGCGAGCGCGAGCACUGCCAGUCAGUCGCGAAGAAAUAGAAGAAAUGGAGCGCAAGUGGAUGGCGGGCGAUAAUGCCAUUUCUGCUGAAUUGGGCAUAGAGGGGGGCGAGCCUCUGCCUUGGUGCAGCGUAAUAUACGAGGACGGGGUUUCUUAUCAGCGCACCUACGCCCCGCUUAUUGCUGCAGAAGCAGACGUAGAAAAAAAACAGUGUGAAGAAAGAGUAGCGACUUCCUGUUGCUGCGCUCAAGGGGAACCGCAGCAACAGCAGCGGCAGCAGCAGCAGCAGCGUAGCAGCAGCAGCAGCAGCAGCAGCAGCAGCAGAUAA